AUUGAUAUACAUUCUUUAUUCAGCUUGAACAGCAAAUAUUGGAUUUUUCUCAUGGUCUAAGGGCCGUUGGUGUUGCUCCUGAUGAAAAGGUGGCUCUAUUUGCUGACAACUCAUGUCGGUGGCUUGUUGCUGAUCAAGGAAUCAUGGCUACUGGUGCUAUCAAUGUUGUUAGAGGAACAAGGUCUUCAGAUGAAGAACUGUUCCAAAUAUACAAUCACUCAGAAAGAAUCUUUCAUUUCAAGGAUUAAUGCAAGAUUUAUUGUGCUACUUUGGGGUGAUAAAUCAUCCCUAAAUAGUAAAGCUGUGAAGGACAUGCCAGUUUAUGACUACAAUGAUAUCACUGAACUUGGAAAAGAAAACCGUAAUGCAUUGCAUCACUGUCCCGAGCAAGGUCAUGAUGGUGCCUUCGAAGCCAUUACUCCAGAAGAUGUUGCGACUCUAAUAUAUACUGGUGGAACAUGUGGUACACCAAAAGGCGUGAUGCUUACCCACCGAAAUCUCCUGCAUCAGAUAAAUAACUUGUGGGACGUUGUUCCAGCAGUACCUGGUGACAGGUUUCUAAGCAUGCUUCCACCGUGGCAUGCGUAUGAGCGUUCUACCGAGUACUUCAUUUUUACUCAUGGAAUUCAACAAGUUUACACUACUGUGAAAUACCUGAAGCUGUCAUUUUGGCAACUUUUCAUCAGAAAACACUUCAUUCUAGUGAGUUUUGGCAUGAAGAACCUACUGAUGUGCUGGUCUCGGACGUGCACAUACACACAAUGUGUGUACGUUAGUACUACUCUAGAACCAAUUACAUUCAGCCCAAUUUCUAAUCAUUUAGUGUAUGCGUGUGUGCUAAUUGGCCCAAGUUAA
Messenger RNA from Lolium perenne, 855 nucleotides. RefSeq names its product probable acyl-activating enzyme 16, chloroplastic. Gene Ontology annotation, biological process: fatty acid elongation. Gene Ontology annotation, cellular component: chloroplast. The record is from RefSeq and is a predicted model, not a curated record. Lineage: Eukaryota; Viridiplantae; Streptophyta; Magnoliopsida; Poales; Poaceae. Gene Ontology annotation, molecular function: long-chain fatty acid [acyl-carrier-protein] ligase activity.